AUGGAUCCGGAAUCCGCAAAGCCUGAGGCUCAGUCCUCCGAGUCCGCAAUGGACCCCAAACCCACCGACAGCGAGACCACCGAUGCUCCGUCGGGCAAUGGAGACAAGAAGCAAUGGCGCGACAAAGGCGUCCGCGGCAACAAGCGUAAAUGGCAGCAGGGCGGCAAUAUCCAGCAUGGUUCGCGCGACAAGCGCGCCCGCAAUGAGGACGAAAAGGCCAAGCGCCGCCGCCUAGAAGCCGAGGGCAUCGAGUCUGUCCUCCCCAAGGCCUUCUCCAAGGAAGAGGUUGAAGCAGAGGAGCGUCGUCCUAAACGCAAGGUCGUCGUCAUGAUCGGAUACUCGGGCAGUGGCUACAAGGGCAUGCAGAUUAUGCCGAACCACCGGACCAUCGAGGGUGAUCUUUUCACUGCAUUCGUCAAGGCUGGUGCCAUCUCGAAGGCCAACGCCGACGACCCCAAGAAAUCUGCCCUCGUCCGCUGCGCAAGGACCGACAAGGGCGUGCAUGCUGCUGGAAACGUCAUCUCACUCAAGCUCAUCAUUGAAGACCCGGACAUUGUCGAGAAAAUCAACAGCCACCUCUCCCCUCAGAUCAGAGUGUGGGGAAUUGAACGGACUACCGGUAGUUUCAGCGCCUACCAGGCUGUCGACUCGCGUUGGUACGAGUACUUGAUUCCGACCUACUCCUUCCUCCCACCCCACCCCAACAGCUAUCUCGGAAAGAAGCUCGUCGAGCUGGCGGAUGAGGCGGGUGAUCGCGAGGGGUACGAGUCAAGGCAAGAGGAAGUUGCCGAUUUCUGGAGGGACGUGGAUGAGAAGCAUAUCAAACCUGCUUUGGAACAGUUGAAGCCAUGGGUUAGAGAGCUUGUCGAGAAGGCCCUCUGGGAAUCGGAGACCGACCCUGAAGCUCCUAACGAAAAGACCAAUGAGGCUGCUGCCGAGGAAGCUGCUGACAUGGCCCAGCCAGUUCGUGUUGGUGGUGAAAAUGCUUCCGACCCCAUGAAUGUUGAUGUUAGCGAGAAGACCGAGGAAGCUGCCAUCAUCAUAAACGAGCCAGGGAUUACCAAGGCAUCGGAGCCGAUGGAUACUGAUACGACAAAGCCUGAGUCGGCACCAGCCGCGGACGACUCAGUUCAGACCACCGACGACGACCCGAACGCAUCUGCCGAAGACGACAUGCCCCCCACCGAUCCUGAAAAGCUUACUUUGGGCCAGAAGCGCGCGAUAGAAUCUGCGAUUAAGAAAAUCAAGGCCAUCUACAUGGACGCCAAGAAGGCUUACCGUGUGCCCGCGAAGCGCAUCGAUCGCCUCCGUGACGCUCUCAAUGCCUACGUUGGUACGAAGAACUACCACAACUACACGGUGAACAAGAAGUUCAAGGACCCUUCGGCCAAGCGUCUGAUCAAGAGCUUCAAGGCUGCCGAAGAGCCCAUCAUUAUCAACGGCACCGAGUGGAUCAGUCUCAAGGUCCAUGGGCAAAGUUUCAUGAUGCAUCAGAUCCGGAAAAUGGUUGGUAUGGCAGCGCUGGUUGUCCGCUGCGGCUGUCCUGUGGAUCGUAUUGCCGAGACGUUUGGCGACGUGGAUGUCGCGAUCCCGAAGGUGCCUGGCCUUGGCCUGCUGCUUGAGCGGCCGGUUUUCGACUCGUAUAACGCAAAGGCUGCCGAUAAGUUCAACCGCGAAAAGGUUGAAUUCACCAAAUACGAGAAGGUUAUGGAGGAGUUCAAACAGAGGGAGAUUUACGAAAGGAUCUUCCGCGAGGAAGAGGAGAGCAAUCAGUUCAACCAAUUUUUCGCGCACAUUGACGGUUACAAAGAACCGUUCUUCCUUUACCUCAGCUCCAAGGGCAUCAAGGCGUCCACAGGGCCGGAAGCUGAAAAGGCAAAGGACAAGAGCAGGACCACUAAACCCAAGGAGUUCAAUGGCGACUCCGAGAGCGAUGCCGAAGCUGGUGAUGGUUGA
This is a messenger RNA of Lasiodiplodia theobromae, 1956 nucleotides long. RefSeq names its product tRNA pseudouridine synthase. NCBI's taxonomy places the organism in Eukaryota, Fungi, Ascomycota, Dothideomycetes, Botryosphaeriales, Botryosphaeriaceae. The record is from RefSeq and is a predicted model, not a curated record. Gene Ontology annotation, cellular component: nucleus. The transcript is spliced from 3 exons. Gene Ontology annotation, molecular function: pseudouridine synthase activity; RNA binding. The coding region runs from base 1 to 1956 and encodes 651 amino acids. Gene Ontology annotation, biological process: tRNA pseudouridine synthesis; mRNA pseudouridine synthesis.